This is a messenger RNA of Protobothrops mucrosquamatus (brown spotted pit viper), 603 nucleotides long. RefSeq names its product phospholipase A2 inhibitor subunit gamma B-like. The transcript has 5 exons. The coding region runs from base 1 to 603 and encodes 200 amino acids. Gene Ontology annotation, cellular component: extracellular region. Gene Ontology annotation, molecular function: phospholipase A2 inhibitor activity. The record is from RefSeq and is a predicted model, not a curated record. Lineage: Eukaryota; Metazoa; Chordata; Lepidosauria; Squamata; Viperidae.
AUGAAGUCCCUCUUAUUCUGUUGCCUCUUGGGCAUUUACUUAGCUACAGGCAUGUGUAUGGAGUGUGAAGUUUGUGUAAUGCCUGGCGAGACAUGUAAGGGCACGAUGAUGACCUGUAAAGAUAAUGAAGAUACUUGUGUGACGUUUCAAACUGAACUGAUAAGAGCCCCUCUGUCCUUCACUUUCAUUUCAAAAAUGUGCAGCACGUCUGACACCUGCCAUCUUGACUACGUGGAGACAAAUCUACCUCAUGAACUGGCAGUGAGGUCCAAAAGAGCAUGCUGUGUUGGGGAUGAAUGUGAUACUAUGCCGCCUGUUGUGCUUGAACAUCACGACAACCGUUACAAUGGACUCCAUUGUCCUGGAUGCAUUGGACUCGGCUCAACUGAAUGCAAUGAAAAACUGGUUUCCUGCCGGGAUACUGAAAACCAGUGCUUGUCUAUAACUGGGAAGAACUUAUAUUUCUUGGUCAAUGAUAUAUCUAUCAAAGGAUGCGCUACUGAGAGUUUGUGCACUUUACUUCAGAAGAAGAUCUUCUCACCUAUAGCGGAAUGGGAACUAGAUGUCAAAUGCACUCCAGCUUUCCCACAGGCUUCCCAGUGA